CCCUGGGGUCCUCAUAGAGCCGCUCCCAGCAGCCACCGCUCUCUUCUCUCGGCUGGAAUCCAAGAUGGGUCGUGUCAGGACUAAGACAGUCAAGAAAGCCGCCCGGGUGAUCAUUGAGAAAUACUAUACCCGCCUUGGCAAUGACUUCCACACCAACAAAAGGGUCUGCGAGGAGAUUGCCAUCAUCCCCAGCAAGAAACUUCGCAACAAAAUUGCAGGGUACGUGACACACUUAAUGAAGCGUAUUCAGCGUGGGCCUGUCAGAGGCAUCUCAAUCAAACUGCAGGAAGAAGAGCGGGAGAGGAGGGAUAACUAUGUCCCAGAGGUUUCCGCUCUGGAUCAGGAGAUGAUUGAGGUGGACCCAGAUACCAAGGAGAUGCUGAAGCUGCUGGACUUUGGCAGCUUGUCCAAUCUGCAGGUCACACAGCCCUCAGUAGGAAUGGCUUUCAGGACUCCAAGGAUCUAAAAUUAUUUGUACCACAAAGCUCUACAAUUAAAAAAAGACAAAAGCA
Molecule: messenger RNA, 512 nt
Organism: Carcharodon carcharias (great white shark)
Lineage: Eukaryota; Metazoa; Chordata; Chondrichthyes; Lamniformes; Lamnidae
Product: 40S ribosomal protein S17
Exons: 5
Coding region: 65-466 (133 amino acids)
Biological process (GO): translation
Cellular component (GO): ribosome
Molecular function (GO): structural constituent of ribosome
Source: RefSeq, a predicted model, not a curated record